Neoarthrinium moseri is the source of this 468-nucleotide messenger RNA. RefSeq lists its product as uncharacterized. Lineage: Eukaryota; Fungi; Ascomycota; Sordariomycetes; Amphisphaeriales; Apiosporaceae. The record is from RefSeq and is a predicted model, not a curated record. The transcript is spliced from 2 exons. Bases 1 to 468 code for a protein of 155 amino acids.
AUGGCGAGGUCGUACGCGCGCACAUCAGCGACCAGCUCGCCAUGCAUUGACGACGUUGACGCCAUCACGCCAUGUCCGCCGAGUGCAAAGCUCUCCAAUAUGGACACUUCUGUAUUCUCUGAUGGCAUCCGAGAACUGAGGCAAUCACGAUCGCCAUCACCAAGCUCCAUCAAUGCGUCAAUGUCGAACGUGCAAGGGGGCUCAUUCGAAAGACGAAGAAACUCGGUCAAGACCUUGGAAGAAGGGACUGAGGGAGACCCAGAGAGACUAUGGAAACGAAUGUUGGCUUUACAGCAGAUCUACGGUUGUUACAGGUCGGCGCGCAUGAGCGCGGCGCUGGAGCUCCGGGAUACAAGCACCUUACUUCCCUCGAAAGCUUGCCUAGACCUGAUGAAUGAGGAUAUCAGUAUGAUCCCCGACGAUGUGGAGGAAGUUCUGAAAAGGACAACAUUUGCCCGACGGCUGUAA